AUGCGACCACUAUUGUGCCGUCAAAGAUCACCGCCGUCUCGGAAUAUGGCGCCAUCUCUGCCUUCUCCUAAAAGGGCGUCACCUUCGCCGUCUCCAACCACCGUCACACGUAGCCGGAGAUCCAAAACUCCGAGGAACGAGGCAUUGAAUCCGAGUUUCGCUGAUCUUCCAUCAUGCCUCAUAGAAAUAAUAAUGUUUCAUCUUACGUUAAAAGACAACAUCAUUGCAUCCACUGCUUGCAAGUCAUUCCGUGAAGCGGCAGAAUCUGUUCGUGUAGUGGGAAAGCAUCCUUGGCUUUUGUGUUUUCCUAAACAUGGCAAAUCGUUUGAACUUCGCGAUCCGUUGCAAUGCUCGUGUUACACUUUGAAUAUACCAGAGCUAGCUAACUCCACAGUGUGUUACGUAAGAGAAGGCUGGUUACUUAUGCGUAAAUACAAAUCAAAUGACAUGUUCUUCUUCAACCCUUUUUCCAAGGAGCUCAUAAGCUUGCUCAACUGUGAGAUGUCUUUUGACGAGGUUGCAUUCUCUUGUCCUCCUACAUCCGAUAAUUGUGUUGUGGUAGCGUUAAAGUUCUUUAGCAUGACUCAUGUUGUCAUUAUCACCACUUGCCAUCCUCAUGUAGCAGCUGAGUGGAUUACUAAGGAGUUCUCAACAAGUUUUGAUCGACGCAACAAGUAUAGCCAGCUUGUUUAUCUUAAUGAUCGUUUCUAUUGUUUUAACGAUGGAGGCAGGCCUAGAAGUAGAAAAGUUUACUUGGCAGAGAAGAAAGGAGAGCUCUUUGUCUUGUUUACAUGCGGAAACGAGGAGGAGGAGCCAUUGGUCUAUAAACUAGUUUCUUUGACAUGGCAAGAGAUGAGUAGUAGUAAGACGACUUAUGACUUGAAAAUCUUUAUCAGUUUUUACAACUCGGAGUUGAGAACUAAUCUCCCGACGAGUAACAAUGUGUAUCGCUCAAUGGAUGGCUACGAUGGCAAGCGUCGUGUAUCGAUCCACAGGUCUUAUGAAUUUGGGUGUAUGGACCUGCUAAAAAUUUGUCCUCCUGGUAGCCUUUGGAUCGAUCCACCGAAGGACGUUUUAGACUUCAUGUCUUUUUGUGAGAGCUUUGCAUGA
Molecule: messenger RNA, 1110 nt
Organism: Microthlaspi erraticum
Lineage: Eukaryota; Viridiplantae; Streptophyta; Magnoliopsida; Brassicales; Brassicaceae
Source: the annotation of a GenBank genome assembly